Molecule: messenger RNA, 1191 nt
Organism: Danio aesculapii
Lineage: Eukaryota; Metazoa; Chordata; Actinopteri; Cypriniformes; Danionidae
Product: glutathione hydrolase 1 proenzyme-like
Exons: 9
Coding region: 1-1191 (396 amino acids)
Biological process (GO): glutathione catabolic process; peptide modification; regulation of immune system process
Cellular component (GO): plasma membrane
Molecular function (GO): glutathione gamma-glutamate hydrolase
Source: RefSeq, a predicted model, not a curated record
AUGUUUUCAUCUACAGGAAAGGUGGAGACAAUUAAUGCUCGAGAGACUGCCCCAAGGAGUGCUACAGCCGACAUGUUUGGCAAUAACUCCAAAAAACCAAAACCAGGAUUGUUAAUAGCUGUACCAGGAGAACUGCGGGGUUAUGAAAUGGCACACAAAAGGUACGGGAGACUGCCAUGGAAAGAGCUGUUUGAGCCCAGUAUAAAGCUGGCAUGGGAUGGAUUUAAGAUUGGCACAGCCCUGGCCAGAGCCAUCAAUGAUGAAAAAGAGAAAAUUCUGAACAAUAUAGCAUUGUGUGAAGUGUUUUGCGACUCAAACAAUAACACCUUGAAGGAACAUGAUACUAUAAGUUUUCCCCAACUUGCUGCCACCUAUAGGAAGAUAGCAAAACAUGGAGCAAAUGCAUUUUACAAUGGGUCACUGACUCAGAGUAUAGUGGAUGAUAUCAAGGCUGCAGGAGGAAAUAUCACUCGUGAGGACCUAAAGAAUUAUACGGCAGUGUUGUCAGAGCCUGCAUUGAGCUUUGAUGUGGGGAAAUACACAUUUCAUGCUCCUACUGCUCCAUUCGGUGGACCUGUGUUCACUCUGAUACUCAAAAUACUCCUGGGCAACGGUACAGAAGGUUCUACAGGUUAUGAUCUCACAAAUGAAAGUGUGUCCACAGCAGAGAACUUGACUUUGACUUAUCACCGCAUCAUAGAGGAUUUCUGCUUAGCUAAUGCAGAGAAGAGUAAUCUGGGAGACCCACUUAAAUUCCCAAUCAUCAAUGAGGUUAUCAAAAACAUGAUCACAGACAGCUUUGCGGACCACAAGAGGAGUGAGAUUAAUGAUAGCAUUGCAACAGCCUGCAGCAAGCGGCACAAUGUCACUAAUUCUGUACCUGAUGACAGCGGCACAUCUCAUGUGUCUGUCAUCGAUGCAGAAGGCAAUGCAGUGGCGGUGACCAGCAGCAUUAAUGACUAUUUCGGUUCUGGUGUGAUGUCAGAGUGUACAGGCAUUAUAUUUAAUGACCAGAUGUCAGAUUUCACUCAGGUGACAAGUGAACAUAACAAAAUUCAACCAGGUAAAAGACCCCUGUCAUCAAUGUGUCCCACAAUAAUACUGGACGAAGAGAAAGAAAAUAGUGAAAAAGUCAGAAUGGUGGUUGGAGCAGAAGGAGGGACGAAAUUACAUUUAGAUUACUUUUAUUAA